AUUUAGGAAAUUGGUGCCAAAGUACACAAGUGUAGAGCUGAAGCAGAGAGAGAGAGAUGGGUCGGAUAGCCGUGGUAGCGAUCGCGGCUCUGUGGGUCAUCCCCAUUUCAAUCUUGGUCAAUCGCGUCGUUCCAGAGCCUUACAUGGAUGAGAUAUUCCACAUUCCACAGGCCCAGCAAUACUGCAGGGGGGAUUUCAAAGGCUGGGAUCCCAUGAUCACUACCCCACCUGGCCUGUACUAUCUUUCACUCGCCUACCUUGCUUCUUUGUUUCCAGGCAUCCAAUGCAUAAAGGCAGUGUCAUCAUUUUCUGACCUAUGUUCUGCUGCAGUUCUCCGUUCUACAAAUGGUGUUUUGGCGGCUAUUUGUGGUGUUAUCAUUUAUGAUAUAUUAAUGCACUUAAGACCUGCACUUGGUGAAAGAAGGGCAACUGUGUAUACUGUAGUUUUAACUAUGUUCCCUCUUCAUUGGUUCUUUACCUUUCUAUACUACACGGAUGUAGCAUCACUAACGGCAGUUCUUGCCAUGUAUCUGGCCUGUUUGAAGAGGCGCUAUUGGUUUAGUGCACUGCUUGGGGGCUUGGGAAUAUUUAUUCGUCAAACGAAUGUUGUAUGGAUGUUGUUCGUUGCAUGCAUUGGAGCCAUUAAUUAUAUAUCAGUCUUAGAUAGAAAAGAUGAUGUGCAAUCAGAUGGUCAUGUGACAUCGAUCGGGGAAACUGAUGGAUUAUUUGAAGCAAAGAGAGUGCUGGUUGCAUCAAAUUUGAGAAAGAGAAAGAUGGCAAACUAUGUGAAUAAGGCAGACCACUCUGCUAUUGAAACUGUUGCAUGCUCCUCGACUCAUUCUUCAGCAGGUUUGCUCGAUGAAUUCCAGGACAUUCUUCUAAGGUCGUGGUGUCUGAAGUGGGAGAUUUUGGUAUCCUUCCUCCCAUUCAUCAUGGUAUUGGCUGCAUUUGUCACUUUCGUCUUCUGGAAUGGAAGUGUAGUUCUCGGUGCGAAAGAAGCCCAUGCUGUUUCUCCACAUUUCGCACAGAUAAUGUAUUUUGCUCUAGUUUCAGCUGCAGCCAUGGCUCCGGCCCAUUUCAGUUUAGGACAAGCUGCGGUUUUGUGCCGGCCAUUCGGGAAGAACAGGCUACUUAGUUCCAUUCAAUGGUUUAUGGCUCUUACUGCAGGAUUGAUCUCAGUGCAUUUUUUCAGCAUAGCCCAUCCCUAUCUUCUUGCGGACAACCGACAUUAUACCUUUUAUAUCUGGCGGAAGGUCAUAAAUGCUCAUUGCUCAGUGAAAUACCUGCUGGUCCCGCUUUACGUCUACUCGUGGUUUUCCAUAUUCAACGUCUUAGGUAAAACUCAGAAGAAGAUCUGGGUCUUGCUAUUUUCCUUGGCUUGUGCGGCAGUUCUCAUUCCCACUCCGCUGGUUGAGUUCAGAUAUUACACUAUACCGUUCUAUUUCAUGAUUCUCCAUUCUCGUAUAGAUGAUUACAGAAGUUGGUUUCUCAUAGGGACACUCUACAUAGCCGUGAACAUCCUCACGAUGAUGAUGUUCUUGUUCCGGCCGUUCCAUUGGAGCCAUGAGCCUGGGACCCAGAGAUUUAUAUGGUAGAUUAGAUGGAUAGGAAGGAAUGCUGCAUAGGUCCCACUCAUUAUUCUUGUUGAUCGAAUGAGCUUGUAACAGGUGAUAUCUUGAUAAUUUUGACGAAUUUUGACCUUGUUUGGGUUCAUGUCAUAAGAUCACACCCCACUGGCUUUGGUCGAUCAGAUUGUAGUUGUGCGAUUUGUAUUUAACAGAUCAAAAGAAGGUCCCAGUAACCAGGUCCCAUCACUGUAAUCUGAUCAGUGUGCACCAAUUGCUUGUUGCUGGUGUUAAGAUAUGAUGUGAAACAUGUCUAAGUUCAAUGAAAUCAUCAAUCUUCCCAAUA
Molecule: messenger RNA, 1911 nt
Organism: Magnolia sinica
Lineage: Eukaryota; Viridiplantae; Streptophyta; Magnoliopsida; Magnoliales; Magnoliaceae
Product: dol-P-Glc:Glc(2)Man(9)GlcNAc(2)-PP-Dol alpha-1,2-glucosyltransferase
Exons: 8
Coding region: 57-1595 (512 amino acids)
Biological process (GO): protein N-linked glycosylation; dolichol-linked oligosaccharide biosynthetic process
Cellular component (GO): endoplasmic reticulum
Molecular function (GO): dolichyl pyrophosphate Glc2Man9GlcNAc2 alpha-1,2-glucosyltransferase activity
Source: RefSeq, a predicted model, not a curated record